AUGGGCAUCCAAGGGCUCCUCCCUUUGCUCAAGUCCAUUCAGAAGCCGACGGAGCUGAAAAGAUUUUCCGGUGAGGUCCUCGGGGUCGAUGCUUAUGGAUGGCUCCAUCGAGGCGCUGUUAGCUGUGCCAUAGAGCUGGCACAGGGGAAGCCCACCAGCCGAUAUGUCGACUUUGCCAUGCAUCGCGUUAGGAUGGUCAAACAUUUCGGUGUCACCCCUUACCUGGUCUUUGACGGUGACUUCCUGCCCAGCAAGGCCCACACCGAAGCAGCUCGAGCCAAGCGUCGCGAGGAUAGCCGAAGGGCUGGCCUCGAGCUCAUCAAGGCUGGCAAGCCAUCGCAGGCCCAUCUCGAGCUCCAAAAGGCCAUCGACGUCACCCCGGAAAUGGCCAGGCAUCUGAUUGAGGAGCUGAAGAAAGCAGAUGUCCCGUAUGUCGUUGCUCCCUACGAGGCUGACUCUCAACUUGUCUACCUGGAACGGCAUGGCUUCAUAAACGGUAUCAUCUCAGAAGACUCUGACCUGUUGGUUUUCGGAGCCAAGCGAUUGCUCACCAAGAUGGACCAGCACGGCCAAUGCAUCGAGAUUAACCGGAGAGACUUCUGCGCCGUGCGUGAAGUAUCGCUCACAGGCUGGACCGACGAUCAGUUUCGUCAGAUGACCAUCUUCAGCGGCUGCGACUACCUCGAAGGCAUUAACAACAUGGGGCUCAAGACAGCGUAUCGGAUGAUGCGCAAGUACAAAACGCCGGAGCGCGUGAUCCGGAUGCUGCAAUUUGACGGCAAGUUUCGUGUCUCAGAGAACUAUCUUGCCCAGUACAAGCAGGCAGAGUUGACUUUCUUGUAUCAACGUGUCUUCUGUCCUAAGAAGAAGGACCUGGUCCUCCUGACCGAGCCUUCUGCUUCAUCAACAUUGGACAUCGAGGAAAUGCCGUACAUUGGCGCCAAAAUCAGCCGAGAACUUGCCAACGCUAUCGCUUUGGGAGAUGUGGAUCCGAUUUCCAAGUUGCCAAUUGUCAUCGCUCCGCUUCCAGGAAAGAGGGGGACGAGUGACACGACAAGAACAUCAGCCAUAAAGGCCACAGCGGCCCAACAGGCUAGACCAUCUCUGGGUAAGCCCAUUGACGCGUACUUCCAAGACAACAGACGCAUCGCCAUGGCAGAGAUGGACCGCAACUGCUUCUCUCUUGAUGCCGGGAGAGUGGCUGCCCUCACGCAGAAUGGGCUCACGCCGCGGGUGUUUCCCCUGCCGAGGCCAUACAUCGAUGGGGAUAGCCGGCCCCCAGUGGCUCGCCCAUACACUUCAAUCCAACGUCGCCGAACAGAACCUGUCUCUCAGACGCUCUCUGAUCUCGACCCAUCCAUGAGUCUAUCGUCGACCCGUCGACGAACAGCCGGGCCGACCAGGCGCAUCUCGGUAACUGAAGGAAGGCCACUGAAGAAAGCACGACUUUGUGAGGAUGAAAGAGAAAGUGAGGAGGCAAAUCAGCCACCUCGGAAAAGCAGAUUCUUCUCUCUUGAACAAUCGUCUACCCAUCAGCAAGCCUCCGAUACUACUGCAUUUUCUGAUGAUUCGAUCGAUGAGGCACUCGCGAGCUUGCCUGACAUAAGCGGGGAGUGGAACGUAUCGAGAGCGUCGGGGGGCCAUCAAGCAAUGCAAAUUUUCCAGGACGCGACUUCGUCAGGAUCAUCGGGCACUACGGAGGCGGACAAGACCAACGACGAGGACGUUGUCCGGGGCAGCCCCGUCAGAUCCCAAGUGGAGUCCGUCCGCACUGGAGAUAAGUUGGCAAUUGAAGCAGCUACCACGAAAGAGGUGAGAUCCAAGGAGUCACUACGCGGUUUGAUCAAAGAGUUCUCGAGCACCUCAGACUUGCCCAAAACCGCAAUUAAGACGCGCAUGGCUUUCGGGCUUCCCACGCCAGCCUCCAGCACCCAGGGCUUUGAGUCAGGACCACGUGGCCGUUCCUCAGCGGAUACUCCGAAUCAGACUCCUUUGCAACGGAUUGGUGCUCAGGCCUUGCAGCGGCAUAAAGGCAGUCUUUCACCUUCCCUCAAAGCAAAGCCAUCUGCUGGAAUAUUCAGGAAGCGGCAGAGUCUAAAGGAUGCCAUGGAGUCUUUACCGCUCAAUCCAGUCUUUGUGCCCUUGCCAAAGGUCGAUCUAGCAGAGGUUGAGGCACUGAACAAAUCUGGCGGCAGCGAGGAUCAAAUCGUCCCCGAUGGCGACGAGGAGAAUGAUCCACCGCUUGGACUUGACGAGGAAUCCCACAAAUCGAGCAGCCGCCUGGACCUAUCAAGAUUCGUGUAUGGCUGA
Diaporthe amygdali is the source of this 2310-nucleotide messenger RNA. Its product is annotated as exonuclease 1. The transcript is spliced from 3 exons. NCBI's taxonomy places the organism in Eukaryota, Fungi, Ascomycota, Sordariomycetes, Diaporthales, Diaporthaceae. Gene Ontology annotation, molecular function: metal ion binding; 5'-flap endonuclease activity; DNA binding. Gene Ontology annotation, biological process: DNA double-strand break processing; DNA recombination; mismatch repair. The record is from RefSeq and is a predicted model, not a curated record. Gene Ontology annotation, cellular component: nucleus. The coding region runs from base 1 to 2310 and encodes 769 amino acids.